Molecule: messenger RNA, 1220 nt
Organism: Cladophialophora immunda
Lineage: Eukaryota; Fungi; Ascomycota; Eurotiomycetes; Chaetothyriales; Herpotrichiellaceae
Exons: 2
Coding region: 296-1060 (254 amino acids)
Molecular function (GO): protein-N-terminal-alanine acetyltransferase activity; protein N-terminal-serine acetyltransferase activity
Source: RefSeq, a predicted model, not a curated record
AGCUAGGGAGGGCAAACCCUACCUUCCACUCUGUUGAGAUUGUUAGCAGUGCGCCCUUUCCAAUCUUUCCCGCCAAUUUGAAGUGGGAAAGCAGAUAAUCUUUCCUGGAGAGUAUUUAGGGAUUUUUUAUCGUCGCAGUUUGCUUCAGGUCCUACCGUGGGUGAAGUUAUCCUUCCAACCGUGCAGAGAGCCUCCUUAUCUUUUCGACUGGUGGUGAGUAACCCGAAGUCUUGCAGAAGAAACCUACCGAGGAAACUCACUCGACACUCUGGUGGUGGUCUUCAGAUCAAGCAAAAUGAGCUCAGAGGUUCAAGACACGAUCAAGUCAAAAGAAAUGCCCCAGAAGAUUGGCCCCCCAGUCUCUUGUGCUCCCGGUCCUCGGCCAUCCCGUAUCACUCUGACAGCAACAACGGUGAUACUCGAACCAUUGAUGCCAUCCCACGCCACCGAACUUUACGACAUUGUGAAAGGCGACAACAACCACCGGCUCUGGACAUACCUAUUUGACAACCCUUAUGAGUCACUCGCGGCCUUUCAAGAAGCCGUGACUGCAAAAUCUCAAUCCGAGGACCCCAUGUUCUUCGCCGUCGUCGACCAGAAAACCGCAAAGCCGGUCGGCUGGAUAAGCCUCAUGCGCAUCGACACUAGACACUGUGUCGUGGAAGCCGGGAACAUCCUCUUCUCCCCGCUGCUGCAGCGCACAAAGGCCGCCACGGAGGCAAUGUACGUGCUGGCGAAAUACGUCUUUGAGACUCUACAUUAUCGACGGUACGAGUGGAAAUGCGACAACCUGAACACGCCCUCCAAGCGAGCAGCAAUCAGGUUCGGGUUCACGUUUGAGGGGAUAUUUCGAAAGCACAUGGUCUACAAGGGGAGGUCUCGGGACACAUGCUGGUUUUCCAUGACCGACGACGACUGGUUUGAGGGGGGUGUGAAGCGGGGGUUUGAGGAGUGGCUGGACGAAGGGAAUUUUGGUGAGGACGGGACUCAGAGGCGGCGACUGGAGGAUGUCAGGCGGGAGCUGAAGGGGCAGAAAGGGCCUGUAGUAUUGGAGUUGUGAGUUCUCUUCCCUAUUUCUCUGGGUAUAGACGAGGAGAGAAGCGGACACGGUGAGGCAGAUAUGUUGAUUGGGGUUUGCUACAGAGGGUGGCAAUUUACUCCCGGGGGAUGCAGAAUAACAAAGGAUAAUGAUUGGAGGGUCUGCAUAGUCAAUAAAAGAG